AUGCUCAGUGGCGAUGAGCGUGAGCGCCGAACUCUGGCACAGGCGCCUCGGCCACAUCAAUCCACGUGCUAUGGAGAUUUUGCGGCGCAACCCCGCUACAGGUGUGCAGGUGUGAAAUAUGACGGACCUGUAUCCCCGUGCGUCAACUGCCACAUCACGAAGCACAAGAAGGCUCCCGUUCCGACGAAGACCAGCCGUGUCCUGACUAAACCAGGCCAACUCGUCCAGUUCGACAACAUGGGACCAAUCGACCCACCUGCGGAAUACAACGGACGCAUCUACGCCUACGUCGCCAAAGCGACUGACGUCUUUACCAGAAUGCGGGAAGUGUACCUACUGCGCGACAGGACCGAAACCACGCAAGCUCUGCACGCCUACAACAUGCAGGUAGCAUCUGAAGGCUACCGCAUCGAGGUUCUACGCUGUGACAAAGGGGGAGAGAACACUGGGGAAGAAAUGCGCAACUACUGUAGGGAGUCUGCGAUCAAGCCGGAAUUUGCCGCGACCAACACGCCCCAAGAAAUCGGAGUGUCAGAAAGGGAUAGCAAGACACUUGCGGCUGUGACUCGAGCUCUACUGCGCGAUGGAGACUUUCCAAAACACAUGUGGGGGGAGCUCAUGAUGACUGCAGCAUACCUGACCAACAGGACCCCACACGCGGCGCUAGGGGGAGCCACGCCGUAUUCCAAGAUGUACAACACAACCCCGGACCUUUCUCGACUUCGUGCCAUCGGCGCCCGCGCGUUCGUUCAUCACGAGCGAUUCAAGAAGAAACUAGACGACCGGGCCUUUGAAGGCAAGCUCUGCGGUUACGGACCAGACAGCAAGACGUACCGGAUCUACGUGGAGGGCAAAGACAAGAUGUACGAGAGCCGGAACGUGACUUUCAUCGAGACUCCACCCAACACCAUCCCCCCUACCGAUGGGACGACCGUCUCGGAUAUGAACAGGGCGCACCUCGAGCAAGGGUUCUUGGGGGAAACAAACCAAGAGAUCAAAACUCCGAGCACGUACACCGAAGCCAUGAACUCACCACAACGCGAGCCGUGGACGAGAUCUAUCAACACCGAGAUGGGCAAUCUCGCCAAGCACAAAGUCUACAAGAAACCGCUUCAAGGCCCGCUUAGUCGCGNUAUCGACACCGAGAUGGGUAAUCUCGCCAAGCACAAAGUCUUUAAGAAAGUACGCAUCAGCCUGGUACCGAAGGAUGAGGACAUCUUCGACACACGCUUCGUGUUCAAGAUCAAGGCCGACAGCCGCUUCAAGGCCCGAUUAGCCGCCGGGGGACACCGCCAACGGGCAGGCCGACACGACGGAAGGAACUACGCUCCAGUCACCUGA
Messenger RNA from Ectocarpus sp. CCAP 1310/34, 1341 nucleotides. Lineage: Eukaryota; Phaeophyceae; Ectocarpales; Ectocarpaceae. The record is from the annotation of a GenBank genome assembly.